AUGAGUAACCCCGACAGAUUCAAGUCAGCAUUAAAGCUGGACCAAGUGUCCCUAGUCCGACAGGAAGCACCCACCAAGAAUGUGACGGUACAAGAAGCGACCGCUACGGGUGAAGGGUCAUCAACUAGAGAUUAUUCCAUACAAACUCUGAUCACGACCAUUAGAUCAAGUAGAGCGAAAUAUGCUGAAAUCGCCGACAAACAUGAGCUCAAGCUCAGCUCACGCAGACCCAAGCAAUCGACCGGAAUGGGAGUCAAGACAUUGGCCAAGGGUAGGAAGGCAACUGUCAAAGCAGAGUCAGACCAUGCAAACUUGAUCCGAUCGAUCGUCCGAGGUGAAAGAAGAGCUCUUCCAGGUCAAUAUAUACCCAUCAACAACACAUUAGCACAGAUUCGAGGUCAGUUGAGACCGAGAGCUGUGGAACUAUCAAAGCAGAUGAGAGAAGUACAGAGGAUUCGAGAGGAUUAUCUUGAGGUUGUGGGGGUGGUGGAAGACUUGCUGAAGCAUGAUAGACAUCCUAGACCCUUAACAUAG
Molecule: messenger RNA, 534 nt
Organism: Kwoniella mangroviensis CBS 8507
Lineage: Eukaryota; Fungi; Basidiomycota; Tremellomycetes; Tremellales; Cryptococcaceae
Exons: 4
Coding region: 1-534 (177 amino acids)
Source: RefSeq, a predicted model, not a curated record